AUGUAUGGAUACAAGCAAGAGGCCGACACUCUGCGUGACGCGUUGCAGCGCGAAGUCCAUGAACAUAACAACACGAAGCGACAGCUCGAGGAUGUGCGUAAAACAGCCAACGCCACCAAUGAGAUCCUCGCCCUCAUGCGUGUGAACAAUGUCCACCAGCUGGCUGAGCGGUGCGCGGCUGCCACUCAGCGCGCUCUGGAGACCGACACUCGCCUUGAGAGGGCAGUGGCGGAUAACAGUACAUUGCGGGACGAGUCUAACCGGAUUGCGAACGAGGGUUUAGACCGCGAGCGCCGCUUUUUCGAGACAUCCCAGGCCAGGGAGCUCCUCCUGGAGGCGCGUGUGGGUGAUGCUGUAGAGCGGGCUGAGCGCGCGGAGCGCGAGGUCGCGGCUUUGAAGGCUGCGGAAUUGCAGCACAGGCAGGUCACAAAGAACCAGCCAACGCGGCUCGAGUUGAUGGAGAAGUUCGCCGCGCUCAACCUCGAAAACGACCAUCUGGCGCGGCGCCUUCGCCUCCUCGAGAUUGAGCUCAAGAACCGCAAGAACGUUUCCCCCAGCUCGAAGUAA
This is a messenger RNA of Cutaneotrichosporon cavernicola, 567 nucleotides long. RefSeq lists its product as uncharacterized. The coding region runs from base 1 to 567 and encodes 188 amino acids. NCBI's taxonomy places the organism in Eukaryota, Fungi, Basidiomycota, Tremellomycetes, Trichosporonales, Trichosporonaceae. The transcript has a single exon. The record is from RefSeq and is a predicted model, not a curated record.